Molecule: messenger RNA, 474 nt
Organism: Helobdella robusta
Lineage: Eukaryota; Metazoa; Annelida; Clitellata; Rhynchobdellida; Glossiphoniidae
Exons: 3
Coding region: 1-474 (157 amino acids)
Source: RefSeq, a predicted model, not a curated record
AUGACCUGGUUCGAAUGCUGUCCGUCCGAAGAUCAAAAACUAUCAUACACCAUGUGUGUGAUGCGGUAUCUGGAAGCGAUCGUUGAUGCAUCAGUUGUUUGCGCGUCAUGUAGCAACUCCUUCAAGAAGGGAAGUCCCGUUCCUGAGAACUGCUUCAAGUACGUCAACACGUCAGUCACCUGCGCCAAAAGCUGUACGGCCAAGUUGAAAGUGUUUGGGAAGAAGGAUUCUUUCUACAAUGUUAUCGAUAGAGUAAAGUCGGUGACCAUUGAAAAACAAUGCAGCCCUGCUGGAAGUCAACAAAGAGUUCUCUUCAAAGAUAUGGGUAGAUACGGGGUGUUCGAAAUUUUGAGCCAACAAAAUUUUGGAAACCGCGUGAAGUUUUCAGAUUUUGCGACAAAUUUCAGCUUUUUUCAACCUCUGCCUCCGUUCGUACGACAUUUUAAGAAUUGGGAUAGAGUAGUGUGUAAAUAA